Messenger RNA from Mangifera indica (mango), 8832 nucleotides. RefSeq lists its product as uncharacterized. NCBI's taxonomy places the organism in Eukaryota, Viridiplantae, Streptophyta, Magnoliopsida, Sapindales, Anacardiaceae. The record is from RefSeq and is a predicted model, not a curated record. Gene Ontology annotation, molecular function: ADP binding; protein binding. Bases 511 to 6282 code for a protein of 1923 amino acids. The transcript has 22 exons.
CAAAAUCCUUCCACUAGAGGAAUAAGUGGAGUACAACCUGUGUUGUUAUGUGGCUGCUUCCAUAAAUUGAAUUUUGUGAAACUUUCAUUUCUCUUUAUCAUCUUUACAUUUCUUCUCUUUCAAUCAUUCAGAAAUACUUUCACUCACAAACCUCUCUGAAACCACAUCCUUUGAUUCCUUCGGUUUGCGCCUUACUUGCCUUGUCACAAACCUCUCCGAAACUAGUUCCCCUGAUUUCUUCAGUUCGCACCCUGGUUACCCUGUUGCUUUCUCUGUUUUACUUUCUUUAUUUCAGAAUCUUUUUGCCCUAUUUCUGGUUCUUUAAUUUGUUCUGUUUCAAUAUUUCUGAUUUCUUCAACCGAAAAAAAAAAAACCUUUUUGCUUUCAGUUAUUUCUCGAUUACUAGAAAGAAUUAUCAUUUCUCGUAUUUAUUGUUAAUUUCGGCAGUUUUAUUUUAAUUAUUUUCAUUUUCUUUACUUCUGUUUUUCAAACCUAAAAAAAGUUUAAAAAAUGGUUGAGGUUGCCGGGAGUGUUGGGGGUGUGCUGAGUCCUGUCCUUCAAGUUGCCCAGUGGUUGGCUGCUCCAAUUUGGCGUCCAUUUAAGUACUUGUACAACUACACUACCAAUUUCAAAAAUCUGGAAGCGGAAGUUGAUAAGUUGAAGAAUACGAGAGAAGAAGUUGAGCGUAAGAUUAUUGCUGCUAAAAGAAAUGUGGAAGUGAUAUACGAAAAUGUUGAGAAGUGGCAGGACAGUGCGCAGGAGAUGAUUGAUAAAGCAGAGCAGUUGAUUAAAGAGAAAGAACAGUUCAUUCGAGAGAAAGCAAACAACCCGCGUUGUUUCAAGGGAUUGUGCUCCAAUUUCAUCAUCCACUACAAACAAAGCAGGAAAGCUUUUAAAUUGAAGCGGGAUGACAUUGAUCCACUCCUCCAGCAAGAAUUGGGUACAAUUUCCUAUCGAACUAAGCCACCAGAGAUCUGGCUUAGACCUAGUGAAGAUUAUUUGGCUUUUGAAUCAAGAAACUCCACUGUAAAGAAUGUAUGGGAUGCUUUAAAUGAUGAGAAUGUCUUCAUGAUUGGUGUUUAUGGGAUGGGUGGUCUUGGGAAGACCACGCUUGUGGAGGAAAUUGGUAGGAAAGCUGAGAAGGACAAGCUCUUUGAGGACAUUGUUUUUGUUGAGGUUUCAAAAUCUCCUGAUGUAAAGAAGAUUCAGACAACAAUUGCAAACAAAUUGGGUCUGAAAUUCGAAAAUGAAAGUGAAAUGGCAAAUAAGCUAUAUUCAAGAAUGAAGGACAAGAAUAUUCUUUUAAUUCUAGAUAAUAUUUGGGAGCCUCUAGGACUUGAGAGGAUAGUAGGAAUUCCAUGUGGAGCUGAUCGUGGAAAAAAUAAACUUCUGUUCACAACAAGAAACGAAGAUGUGCUGAAGACGAUGGGUUCCACAAAUAAUUUUGGGAUGGGCUUUCUAAAUGAUGAUGAAGCUUGGGCCUUAUUCACCAAAAUGGCAGGUAAUGAUAUUCAAACACGUGAAUUGUGUUCUCUACUGAAAGAUAUAUGCAAGGAAUGCAACGGAUUACCUAUUAUCAUUUGUGCAAUAGCAAAAACAUUAAAAAACACGAGUUAUGAAUCUGAUUGGAGGGUUGUAUUGAAAGAACUAAAAGAACCUUCACCAAUAGAGUUCUCAAGAUUCCUAGAAGCGGAAUACAAGAAUAUCGCCUUAAGUUACAAGUAUUUAAAAGAUGAUGAACUUAAGGAAAUUUUUUUAAUUUCUAGUCUAAUGGAAAAUAAUGCUUCAAUUUCAGACUUGCUUAGACAUGUUCUCUGUCUGAAUAUACUUAAAGGAGCUAACUUGACAAUGGAAGACGCACGAGAUAGACUAGAUAAAUUGAUUCGUGAGCUCAAAGAUGCUUGUUUGUUACUCAAUGGGUUCAAAAGCGGACAAUUUGCUAUGCAUGAUGUUAUUCGUGAUGUUGCCAUAACAAUUGCGUAUGUGCAUCACCAUGUGUUUACAACAAGAAAUGACAUUGAACGGGAUUGGAAGGAUAGAGACAAACUCAAGAAAUGCACGAAGAUCUUCUUACCUAAUGGUAAUACUGUUAUUAGUCAACUUUGGCCUAAUGAUUUGGAUUGUCCAAAUCUUGAAUAUGUCUCUAUGAGCUGUACGUGGAACUCUUCUUUCAAAAUCCCGAACGAACUCUUCACAGUGAUGCCAAAGCUUAAAGUGUUGAAUUUGGUUGGUCUACAGCAAUCGUCAUUACCAUCAUCAAUUAAUUUUCUGACAAACCUUCAAACAUUGUGUUUAGAUGAUAGCAAUGUUAAAGAUGUUGCUAUUAUUGGAAAGCUUAAUAAGCUAAAGAUCCUUAGCUUGCAAUGUUCUUACAUUAAGGAGUUUCCUACGGACAUGGGUCAAUUAACUCAACUAAGGUUGUUAGAUUUGAGCUAUUGUGAAAAUUUGGAAGUUAUAGCUCCAAAUGUAAUAUCAAAAUUAUCCCAAUUGGAGGAACUUUAUUUACAUGGAUGCCAUAUUCAGCGGAAGAUUGAUGAAUUAUUUGAGGAAUUGAUGUUUUUGUCUAGUCUCAAUAGUUUAGAAUUGGAUAUUAAAGAUGAAAAGGUUUUACCUGAAGACUUCUUUUCUAGAAAGCUUAUAAGGUACAGGAUAUCAGUGGGAAAUUGGUUUUUCCACUUUCUAAAAUUUGUUGAACGUGAACAUUUGAGGAUAUUGCAAUUGAUAAUCAAUCCUACCAUCUACUUAGAAGAAUUAUGUGGAAUCAAGAAUGUGAAAGUGUUAUGGUUAGCUGAAUAUUUAGAUGAUCUUGAGCAUUCAAAAUUCAAAUUGCAGUCAAAUGAAAUCACACCACUUUUUAACAAAAAGGUUAUCUUUCCUGAUUUAAAGAUCUUGGUAUUGAUGAAUAUUAUUUCUAGAAAGAUUUGGGAUAGUCAACUUCCAUCUUCCUCCUUUGAAAAUUUGAAAGAAUUGACAUUGCGGAGAUGUACAAAGAUAAAAUUUGUGUUUCCUUAUGCCAUAACGAAGAACCUCCAGCAACUCCAAUAUCUUGAGAUAAAGGAUUGUAUUGAUUUAGAGGAAAUUGUUGCUAUAGAAGAAAUAACAGAAGCAGCUGCCAGUUUUGUCUUUCCUGAAGUAACCUCUUUGAAGCUUGAAAAUCUACCGGAACUUGCAACUUUUUAUCCUGGAAUACAUACUUUGGAAUGCCCAAAGUUGAAAAAGUUGGAGGUGAAAAAUUGUGACAAAUUUAAGAUGUUGAAUUCAGAACCAAAUUCUUUGUGCUUGGACUAUAAGGUUCACUUUCGUGAUUUAGAGGUCUUAAAAUUGGAGAAUAUUAGUUCAGAAAAGAUUUGGGAUAGCCAACUUUCAACUUCUUCUUAUCAAACUUUGACACACUUGACCUUAUUUGAAUGUGAUAAAAUAAAACAUGUGUUCCCCUUGUCAAUAGCCAAAAGUCUCCAACAACUCCAAUACCUUGAGUUAGUGAGGUGUAAGGUUUUAGAGAUAAUUGUUGCUCCAGAAGAAGGAACAGAAGCAGCUGUCAAUUUUUCCUUUCCACAGGUAACCAAAGUGAAGCUUCAAUAUCUACCAAAGUUUACAGAUUUCUAUCCAGGAAUACAUACUUUAGAAUGGCCAAAAUUGAGAGAGUUGGAGAUUGCACAUUCUAGUAAAUGUAAGAUGUUGACUUCAAAGCCAAUUUUCCUGUGCUUUGACCAAAAGAUCAACCAUGAUUUGCAGAUAUUGAAAUUACAGAAUGGUCAGGAAUACAUUCAUUGGAGUCAAUUUAAAGAACUUAAGUUCUAUUCUUAUGAGUCGACACAUAUUCCACUUUGGCCCCUUCAAAGAUUUGAAAAUCUUAUAUGUCUUUUUGUUGACCGUUGUAAGUUCUUUAACUUAACAACACCUUCAAUAGCUACAAGCUUAGUGCAGUUGAGAGAAUUGAAGAUAUCAAAUUGUGAAACGCUGGUGGAAAUAUUAGAGAUUGAGGAAGACGCAACAAUUGAAAUUGUUUUUGAGAAUUUGAGCAAGUUGUCAUUUGAUAGCAUAGAAAGUCUUGUAUGUUUCUGCUCAAGGAAUUACACUUUCAAUUUCCCAUCACUGGAAGAGUUAAAUAUAACAAAUUGUUAUAAUAUGAUGACCUUUUGUAAAGGAAUCUUGAGCACUCCAAAGUUACAAAAAAUCAAUUAUGAGAAAAUGGAAGUAGAGAAUGAGGGGAAUGAUCUUAAUAAAACCAUACAAGGAUUAUAUAAAAAGAAAAACCAGGACAUCUCUCUUGAUUUGAAUUUGAAGUACAAGGCAUUCAACCAUGAUAAUUCUCCGGAGAUUGGCUAUAACCAACAUCCGACUUCCUUCUAUCAAAAUUUGACACACUUGUUCUUGUGGAAAUGUGAAAACAUAAAAUAUGCAUUUCCAUCUUCCAUUGCCAAAAGCCUCCACCAACUCCAACAACUAAAGAUUCAAAAUUGCUGGGUUUUAAAGGAGAUUGUUGCAAAAGAAGGAGCAAAUGCAGUUGUCGAUUUUAUCUUUCCAAAUAUAACCUUAUUGAAGCUUGAAUAUCUACCAGAACUUACAGUCUUCUACCCUGGAAUAUAUUCUUUAGAAAUGCCAAAGUUGAAAGAGUUGGUGGUCAAUUGUUGUACCAAAUAUGCGAGUUUAAAAGAAAACAUUGUGGAGACUGAGUUUAAUAUUUUAGAUCCAAAAUCUAUCUUCCUGGACAAUAAGAUUAACUUCAAUUUGGAGGUAUUCAAAUUAUAUGAUCAUGGCACAAAAAUAUGUUGGCAAAGUCUAUCUAGAACUCUUACAAUCAAUAAUGAUAUCUCCACAAAUAUUCUACUUCGACUCUUUCAAAGAUUUGAAAAUGUGAGAGAGCUCCAACUAUCUUGCAGUCAACAUAAAGACAUUGAGAGUCUAUGCGAUCUUCCAAAUCUUGAAAUUCUAGAAGUAAAUUAUUGUUCCAGAUUGAUGACUCUAGUGCCAUUGUCAGGUUCUUUCCAGAAUCUUAAAGUUUUGAAGGUAAGUUUAUGCAACGGAUUGAUAAUGAAGUUAAUUACACUUUCAAUGGCUAAAAGCUUGACGCAGUUGAGAGAACUUAGCAUAUCAUAUUGUGAUAUGUUGACUGAAAUAGUAGAUAAUGAGGGAGAUGCAACAAGUACUGAAAUUGUGUUUAAUGGUUUGAACAAGUUGUCAUUUAAAGGUUUAAAAAAUCUCAAAUGUUUUUGCUUUGGGAAUUACUCCUUUAAUUUUCCAUCUUUGGAAGAGUUAAUUAUAGGAGAUUGCCCCAAUUUGGAGAUUUUUUGUCAAGGAAGCAUAUGCACACCAAAGUUAGACAGAUUCAUUUACAAGUAUGAAGUCGGAGAGUUUGUUGGAGCUAAGAAUGUGAGAGAGGUAGAGAUUGGGGAUAAUGACUUGAAUACAACUAUACAACAAGAAUACCAAGAAUACCAAGAAUACAAAAAACAGGUCAGCUCCUCUUGGAUAGAAUUGAUAUUAAGUGGAAGGAAUAUUAUGACAACUUUGCAAGGAGAGUUUCAAGAGAACCCUGACAAAGUAGAAACUCUACGAUUGAUUAAGGAUGACCAUGCAUAUAUCCGAAUUCAUAUUCUUGAGAAAUUUAUCAAUCUUGAAGAACUCAUAUUGAUAGUAAGUUCAUAUGAAGAGAUAUUUUCAUGUGAAGAAGGUGAGGAAUAUGUUGGAGCACUCUCAAAAUUAAAAGUUCUACAAUUGCAAGGACUUUUUAAUUUAAAGUGCAUUUGGAAACAAGACUUUCGGUUCAAAUCAGUUCUUCAAAAUCUUCAUUCUUUAAAUGUUAAACGUUGUCACAAUUUGAUGACUCUAUUACCGUCUUCAUCAUCUUUUAAAAAUCUAAUGACUUUGAAGGUAAAGGAUUGUAGUGGCAUGCAAAACUUAAUGACAUUCUCAACAGCCAAAAGUCUAGUGUGUUUAAAAACCUUGUCAAUUAAAAGAUGUGAAAUGAUGAUAGAAGUAUUAGCAAAUGAGGGAGAUAUAGAGAAAGAUGAAGUUGUUUUUGAGAGACUGAAGAAGUUGAGCUUGUUUAAUUUAGAAAGUCUCACAUGCUUCUAUUAUGGGAAUUACACAUUAAAAUUUCCAUUCUUAGAAUCAUUAGUUGUGGAUAAAUGCUCUAAGAUGAAGACUUUUUCAAGAGAAGGUGUAAACAUGCCAAGGUUACAGCGAGUGAACCGGGGAAAUUGUUUAGAUGACUUAAAUUAUGUCACAACACAAUUACAAAAUGAUUGUUCAAAGGUAUGGGAAAAAUUCGCAUGGUAGCAAAGUGCAAAAUAUAUGAGUUAGUAUCUCUAGUGGCUUUGUGUUUCAGUUCACACUCAAUUUUGAAAGAGCCGUAGAGACCUCCCAAGUUCUCUCCCUUCCGCUCUCUGUAACCUAAUCGAAAUCGUUGACGGUCGUCUACUUGCCAGAAAUCCAGAUGAGUUUGCCAAGUUUUACUGUAUCUGUUCAGCGCAUUCAGUGAAAUUGGUGCCAAAUGACUUCAAUACACUGUGAGUAGAUCAGAAGUUGAAAUUGAUGUCAUUUUUUUGGUCUGAUUUUAGUUGACAAGUGGAUAUAAUGUGAUUCAGGAACUUUCCUUGUGGAUCUAUAUAAUGAAGCUUUAGUUUUUAAAACAUGAUUUGUUGAAAUGUUGUUUGAAAAUGUCAUCUGCUACUGCUAGGCAGUAUUCAAUUUAGGUAAGGUCCAUCAAGGAUCGUAAAGUGCAAAUACAUAGAAUUGAAUGGCUCUUGAAUAUAUUUAUCUGGUUAUACAUCUGGUACACACUAUAUCAUACUUCAAUUUGAGCAAGAAUAAUUUGAUAGUGCAUUAAUAUGGAUAUAAGCUGUUUGUCUUUAGUAAUCUGCUUUUGAGAUUGAUAAUUAUACCAAUACUUAGAAAAUGUAGCUGGUGGUUUUAUUGGAGUUGAUAACGGUCAAAUUUUAAGCAUGUAUACAUUAGGUUUGGGUAGGCAGAAAUAAUGCCCAACUUGCAUGAUAAAGUUACAUGAUUGAAAUUCCAGAGCUGGUGAGACUAUCCAUUUGAUGAUUGGAAGGGCUUUGUUUUGAGGCUAACUGACUAAUAUAUUGAUGAAUAUGCUAACCUAUAAAAGUCGUGCUUCUGUUGGAUUUUAAGUCAGUUAUGAGCCAAGCAGAGGAGAGGCGUUCCAGCAAGGACUCAAAUAAAGCUAGAAAUAACAAUGCAUGUCAGAUGGUGAUCUUAUAUAUUCAUGUAUAAUGAACAGAACUGGUUUCUGACAUUGCCCAAUAUAGCCAAAAAACACCACAGAGAUUCUCAGUUCAUGACAUCACAAGUGCACAUUUCUAAUACCACAAUUUUAUAUAGAUGUAUAUUCUACUGCACAGACCAAAGGCUGGACGAAAUUACUCCCCCAAAAAAGAAUCAUCAGCUUUUACAAGCCAAGACAAUCUGCAUAUAGAGGAAAUGAAUACUGAGGAAACUUGUGAUUUUUCAGCCAGAUGUCUUGGUGUUGGAGACUGAGGAGUAAAAGAGAGGAGGCAGAAAUUGUUCUGGAUGCUGAUGUAGAUGCUUUUGAGAAAGUAUCUUUAACAUUUUCAUUCCUUACGAUGUUGGUCCUGUGAGUUUUAUAUCUGCACUGAAACAAUGGUGAGAGAUGACAUGAGAAGAGGCAUCUCUCGCUGUCUUAAAGGAGACGGACUACAGAUUGUUAUAGAUGCAACGAUCACAAUGAAGUAGACUCGGAUAUUAAUGUUCUCCAGGCAACUUACUACAUGGAUGCUCUGUUCUUUGCACUCAUGAAGCAACUAACUAUGUUUUGUACACGAGCUGGCAAUUACCUAUGUUUUGUAUACAAGCUGACAUUGACACUAAGCGCAGUUCAGAAGUUGAAACUGAUGUUGUUUUUGUCACAUUCUAGUCAGCAUUUGGACACUAUGCGAUUUGAGGAACUUGCGUUGAGGAACUAAAGCCUCCGUAUCAGGGCGGUUGAAGUGGGGUUUCUGGGUUUUAUCUCCUUCAAAUGGAGAGAUAAGUCUUUCAGUAAAUGAUUUCUUGCUCCUCAGUGGCAAAAGCUUCCUGAUCAUCUUGUGCAAUAUUUUCGGAAGAAAAGUUGGCCAAGAUUCAAGGAACUCAAGAUUCCAAUGAUGGUAAACUUGUGGAAGAAACGUCUACUAAUUCUCAUUUGAAAGGCGGGAUAGUCUUAUCUUUUGAACCCUUAUCAGCAGCAUUUGAGGAUAUGGACUAUUAUGUUGACAUCCCUGCGGAGAAGAAGAAACUCCCAACUGCUUUCUGAUAUAUCUGGUGUAUUAAGGCCUGGUGAAGCUGAAAAUCCACUCGUCUAGGUUUUGGCCAAACAAUGGUCUGUUGAUAACAAACUUUGGUUCUUGCUUUAAUCUCUUAUGAAUCAGUCAGUAUGGGUUUGUUUGAACUGCAAACUCUCAGCUCAUUCUCCUGGAAAACUGAACUGAGGUCUCCAAUCAUGCACGUGUACAAAAGGAAUAGCAAAGGAAUUAAACAUAGAAGAUCCCAGGCACAUUAUCAGGAGAAAACAACAAACAAUGAGGAGGCAAUUCAGAAGACAAAAGGGAGGCAAAAUCAGGGCAGAUAAUGGCAGCUGAAAUCAAGGCCAGACAACCAGACCACCAGACCAAGAUUGAGAGAACAUAGCCAAAACGGAUUAUAAAAAGAGAAGAUAAGAUAAAAACAGGCAAGCAAGAAUUCAACAAUUCUUUAAGGGGGCUGGCACCUCUGCUGCAAGUUUAUGUCUAGUUCUUAUUACUAUUUUCUGUAAGAGAAUAAACACUUGUAGUCUGAAGUUUCAUCAAUAAAAUUCUGUGCAUGUGUAUUUACACA